AUGAAGCUCCUGGCUCUCCCCCUCUUCUGCGCCCUCCUCAACGCCCCAGACCCGCUGCAUGCAGCAGCAGCAACAGCAGCAGCAACAGCAGCAGCAAGAGCAGCACCAACAGCAGCACCAACAGCGGCGCCAGCAGCAGCAGCAGCAGCAGCAGCGCCAGCAGCAGCAACGCCCACAGCCACCCCAGCUCCCCCUCUCGCUGCACAUCGCAGCAGCAGCAGCAACAGCACCACCAGCACAAGCACCAGCAGCAGCAGCAGCAGCAACAGCAGCAGCAACAGCAGCAGCAGCAGCGAGGAGAGGGGCACAGAGUCCGCAGAAGCCGCAGCAACCAGCGGCAACUUGGAGCUGCCGCCGCUGAGCUCCCCGCCUGCAGCAGCAGCAGCAGCAGACGCAGCAGCAGCAGCAGGAUCCCCAGCAGCAGCAGCAGCAGCAGCAGCAGCUGAAGAAACAGCAACGAGCUCGGCCUCUCCCCUGCUGCUGCUGCUGCAGUGGACCCCCCUGCGCUGUGGCAGCACUCGCUGGACUCGCUGCGCUGCGCAAAGGUUUGGGGCUUGGGGCUUGGGGUUUGGGGUUUGGGGUUUGGGUGCAUCUGGGGGGCUUCUAAGGUCUAGGCGGGGCUCUCGGCCAACCGUGUUUAGGGUUUGGGGUGACUCGCCGAAUAGGGGAGUUGAGCUCUUUGCUGCCGGUCUCUUUUGUGUCUCUUUUGGGAGACAACUUUUACCCUUCAGGUGUACAGACACCUCAAGACAAAGAGUUCGAAAGUGUUUUCGAAGAGCCCUUCGGACACCCCGCCCUCAGACGCGUGGCCUUUUUUCCAAUUCUGGGAAACCACGACUACCAGCUUUCGCCCGACGCCCAAGUCGAGCACUUCUUCGCCGCCUGCCGCGGCUGCCGGGGCCCCCAGGACUUCAAUUCAGCAAAUGUCCGAUGGCGCUUUCCAAAUCCCUGGUACUACACGCGUCUGGUGUACAGACAGGUCCCGGUGCAUCUGCAGGAUUCUCCUUUCAAAAGGGGCUCCGUAACAGUGCGUCCAAACCGAGCCGGCGCGAGGUGUACGUACACCCGAAACCAGUUCAGUGA
Messenger RNA from Eimeria necatrix, 1083 nucleotides. RefSeq names its product serine/threonine protein phosphatase, putative. NCBI's taxonomy places the organism in Eukaryota, Apicomplexa, Conoidasida, Eucoccidiorida, Eimeriidae. The transcript is spliced from 6 exons. The coding region runs from base 1 to 1083 and encodes 360 amino acids. The record is from RefSeq and is a predicted model, not a curated record.